CUUGGUAACUGGCAGCUAGGUCCGGGUCGUGAUGCCCCUGGGUGGGCACUGAACGCUCUAUGGGGUGCAGAUGACAGCUUGGUCUGUGUGUCCUGUGGACACGGCAUGGGCUAUCGGUGCACAGGGCAGCUCGCUGUAACCCCGGCAAGAUGAAGAAGUUCUUCGGGAUCGGUAAGAAGAAGAAAAGCGGGCCCUCUCCCAGCCCUUCGGAGACUGGCAGUGUGCUCUCUGUGGGCUAUGAGCUGAAGGAUAAGGAGCUGAGCAAGUUACACCGUGCAGCGUCCGCCGGAGAUGCCCCCAAGAUCAGGCAGCUGCUGCCCAAGCAGGACAUCAACCAGCUGGAUAAAGAGAACCGGACACCUUUGCAUCUUGCUUGCGCUAAUGGACAUCUGGAUGCCGUAAAAUUGCUAGUAGAAAGCAAGGCUAAGUUGAAUCUUUGUGACAAUGACAGUCGUACUCCUUUGAUCAAGUCUAUACAGUGUCAGCAUGAACACUGUGCUACUGCUUUGUUAGAGCACAACGCCGACCCCAAUAUUGUAGAUGUUAAUGGAAAUUCAGCUUUUCAUCUUGCUGCUCUUAUUCCAUCUCUGACCAUAGCAAAUCAGCUACUAGAACAUGGAGCUAACAUCAAUGCUGUAAAUAAAGAGGGCUGUACACCACUUGUUCUCGCAGCUACUGAAAAUCAUCAGGAAAUGGUUGAAUUUUUAAUUAAAGAAGGAGCUGAUGUUAAUUCAAAGGACAAAAAUGGAAGAACAUCUCUAAUGGUUGCUGCAGGCAAUGGUCAGAUCAGUUUAGUGAAGUAUUUACUACAAAAUAAUGUUGAUAUCUUUGUAAAAGACGAGACUGGAUGGACUGCUGAUGAUCAUGCUGUUAUGAAUGGCCAUCAUGCUUGUUCACAUUUAAUUAUUGAACAUGGUUCAAAGAAUAAGCGCUCAUCUCUUUACGGUGGUGUUAAAAAAGGCACAUCAGUAUUUAGCAGUCCUGACCGAGUUGUAGAAGGUGGUUUUACUUUGGGUAGCCCAGCUAUAGAUAAAGAAGUACUGAUAGGGACUGAUGACCUUUCCCGUGGUGACUCCGAAUCCCAUGUUUCCGGAAAAACAGAUUCCUGGCCUUCCUCUGAUGAAGAUGACCUAGACUUCAGUCCAAAGAAAACAUCCAAGCCAAGUUUAACGCAGCUACUGAGCUCCAAAAGAAAUGUUAAUGAAAGUGGUAGUUUUACUGCAGCACAGCCUAAAAGAUUUGCAAUACAGAGUAAAUCAGAUAGUGAAGAAGACUCUUUUCAUGAUAGUGAAGAUGAAGAUGCAAACACUCCGUCCUCUCCUAAGCCUAUUCCUGAAAUCCAUUCCUUUCCUCAACCUGUGAUUUUCACAGCUGGCUCCUUUCCAAAACCUCCCCAGCUGGCUUCUGCUUCCCUCCACAGCAUUAAUAAGUCUGAGCAAACUGUGAAUGAUCAGGAAGAAGUUGAGGUGAAUGAUCAGGAAGAAGUUGAGGUGGAAGAAGACAAUGAAGAAGAAUGUGAAGAAGGUAAUGACCAGUGUGAGGAAGAUAAUGAAGAAUCUGAAGCUUUAGAUGAUGGGGAAGAGGAUGAAGAAUGUGGAAGUGAUGAUGACCAGAGUGAGGGAGAUCAAGAAGAGUCUGAAGCUUUAGCUGAUGAGGAAGAACAAUGUGGAGAGGAUGAUGAGGAGGAAGCACAAUGUGAAGAGGAUGAGGAUAGUUUUGAUGAUGAAGAUCGUGAACAGUGUCCUGAAAUAAAAAAUGAUGGCGAUGUUGGUGAUAGCUUAGAUGAUGGCGAGGAACAUAGCAAUGGAAAUGAAGUUGUAGGAAAUCUGGAUCCCGGCGAAAGAGAUUAUAGACCAAGCAAUGGAAUUGCAGAGUCAGAUUGCAAAGCAAAUGUGGGUUCCUCUCAUUGUGAUGGGUGUCUGGAUACUCCUGAGGUUGAACAGAAUGCUCAAUACACCCCAGACUGUAAUGAUGUACCAGUAUCACUAAUAUUUGGGCUACCUGAAAAUUCUGAAGAAAAUGGAACUUCUACUGAACAUGAGGCAGGCUCAUUAACAACUUGCAUCCGAACAGACCAAAACAUUGAAGUUACCAGUACAGCAGAAGGGCAGGAUAAGGAUGACAUGCAUGUAAAAUCUUUUUCUAGUGAUGAAAGUGAAGAAGAUAAUGAAGACAGCGAAAGUUCUGAACAUUCAUUCACAGCAAAUACUGCUAGCCAAGCAAAGGUACAAGCCAGUGGAGAUGUUGCAGGCAGAAAAGUCGCACUAAUGUCAGAACUUGGACUGGAAGAUGAUGAUGUUGAAUCACCUUGGGAUUCUGAGUCUGCCUCAGACAGUCCUAGAAAGCAUUCUACCAGUGACAUGCCUACACCUGCUGCUCCAGUUCACAUGCAGUGUAUUUCCGAGGAAUCACAUGAGGAUAUGUAUUACCGUCCUUGUUUUCUUAAACAUUCAAGAAGUUGUAAGAUGCAGGAUGAGGACUGGCUCUAUAGACAGAGCGCGGUUUCUGAGAAAAGUACAGCUCCAGAAAGUAACAAGAAAACCGUUUUGCAAAUGAAUAAUGGCUCCUCCGCUACUUCAGUGUCUAAAGUAAAUGAAAGGAACAGUAAAUCAGAUCUCAUGGCAGAUUUGGGUCUAGAUGAUGCUGAUGAUAUUGAAGAUGCAUCUGAUUGGGACUCUACGAGCCAUUCUCUUAAAUACUCAUCUCAUACCCCACGAGGUGUUGCUCAGUCACACCAUAAGCUGAAUGAAAGUACACCUCCACAAACACUGCUUGACAGUGCUUCAACAAAAGCCACAACAAUUUUGCCACCCAUGCCAUUAAGUUCAGUACAAGAAGAUGACAAUGAAGAUAAUGUGCAGCUGAAAAAAGACAUACAGAGCAAAUCCAAGGACAUUUCACAAGAUUCACAUAAUAACAAAAACGGUUUGCUAAAUGGGAAAACCUUAAAGGAUCAGAAUUACCUAAAGAAUGAGCAUAUGUUAAUGACGUCCAACUUUAAAAUGAAUCCUGAGCCAAUUAAUCAGAAGGGGGUUUCCCAACAGUCUCUUGAAAACCUGCCAGAUGUGCAAAAUGCUGAUGAAAAUCAGGAGUUUUUUGACUCAGAACUUCCUUGGGAAGAGAAAUAUGAAAGAAUGUGGGUUGACCAUGAAAAAAAAUUUGUGAAAUCUCAUUUUAAAGACAUUACCGCAGAGCUAAAACAGAAAUUUGGGGAAAUAUCUAAAAUGAAGAAAAAAAGUCCUUCUAAGACUAGUAAAAGUCAAGAAGAGGACAUUUCCCCUAGCUCUUUGGAUCUUGAAAAACAUCUUGGACAAGGAGCUAGAACUUCAACCAUUGUAAUGUAUCCGGUUAGUGUUGAUAAGGAUGAUAAGAGUCUUGGAAAUAGCGAGUCAACUGACUGGAGUGAAGACACUAAAAGCAAAUUGCAGGAACGAUUUGUUGUUAGCCCUAUCCAUGGUGAGAAAGGUUCAAACACAGUAAAUCUACAAGAAAAAGAAAAGCAACCUUUUACAUUGGGAGUUUCUAACUUUCCUACAAAAAAUAAUUCAGGGCAUACAUCUCCAUUGCCCACCAAAGGCAUAGGGAAGAGUUUAUUAAGUACAGACUUUGAAAAAUUUGGCAAUGCAUUAUCGCAAGCUAAUGAUAAAGUUGAUUGUGUAAAUAUGAAGGAAAGUGAUGUGCAACAUUUUAAAAGUUACAAUGAGAAGGUUAAAGACAGUCGUCAUCUUCCGCUGGAAGAACAUACGCCACAACUCUUGUCUUAUGACAUGCCUAACAAGCAUCUGGAUAACCAAUUGGAGCAAGAUAUGAGAAGAUUUAAGAAUGAGGUAGGAGUGCUACAGUUGGAAUUCCUGAAUUUGACGAGAGAGAGGUCACAACUACAAAAAGAGGUUGAGCGAGAAAAGGCUAAUGUAACCAGGCAAUUGGAGCUGGAGAAAGUAAAAGGAAGCACUGACAAUGAGUGUGAGCUGCAAGCAGAAUCAAAUGUUCAACCAAAAUCAAAUUCCAGCUCUCAUGAAGAGAAAAAUGUUAGGCUUCCUGUCAAGUCUGGACAAAAGCAAGAUGAUCUAAAGAAGAUUUUUAAACAGAGAUGUACCGAGAAUGGAGAUAUGCUUGAAGGAUUUGAUGACAGUACACUUAGUGAAACAUCACAGAAACCUGGCAAAAGGGCAACCACUAAACGUCUUGAUGAAAACUCUAAGGACAAUGACGAUGAUAUGGAUGAGUUUUCACAAUUAUCCGACUCUGUAUCUGAAGAAUAUGAAGUUCCUACCUCUUCAUUUAGAAAUGCCAUGUUGUUGAUUGAGCAAUUUAACCUCGAAGGCCAAGAUUCUGUGAAUGUGUUGAAAAUUCAAAAUAUUAUUCAUGAGUAUGAACGAGUAAUAGAAAAAGAACACAGACGACAUGCAUUACUGGCCCAAGAAGUUAAAAAACUGCGCGAAGAACGCAAAGAACUCCAGCAAAUGACAGAAAAAAACAGAGAGCUUAAGUCUUUGUUGGAAUACAACAAAGUAGACUGGGACAGUGAUGUAAGCGGCUUAAGGUCUUCUCUCAAACAAGAAGAAGAAAAGAGAAAGAGUGCAGAAAUGCUACAUGACAUGAGUAAAGACCAGUUCAGACGGAAGGAGGAACAGUGUCGUCGUGAAAUAGAAGAUAAGCAACAGCUGGAACUGACAUUAAGAAACCUAGAACUUGAAAUGAGAAGCCUGAGGAACAGCAUGAAACAGGUGGAAGAAGAACGCAAUGAAUCUCAACGGUUAUAUACACAAGAGCAUAGUGCCAGAUUACUUCAAGAAGAGGCUCUUAAUAACUUAAAGAGGAGGAAUGAAGAGGAAGAGAGCAGAAAACUGCUUACUAGAAGUGUACUAAGUGAACCCUCUGAGACCAAUGUAAAAGUGAAAGAAUUAACCCAGAAAAACAUGACGCUGCAAGAGGAAAUCCAUGUGCAUAAACAAGAGCUGGAGCAAGCACGAUCUCGCUAUCAAGAAGAGGAGAGUAGAUACUUGGAUGAAAAUGAAGCCUUGAAGGAAAAGAUUGAUGAUCUAAGGAAGGAUCUUAGAGUAAAUGAGGAAACUUUAACCCAAACUGUAAUUCAAUACAAUGGGCAGCUUAAUGCAUUAAAGACGGAGACAAACAUGCUGUGUUCAAAGCUGGAGCAUGAGACACAAAGUAAAGAAAGACUGGAAACUGAACUAGAGUCAGUCCGUUCCCGGCUGAAUUCUGCCCUACAAGAUCUUGAAAGAAGCCAGAUUUCAAAAACUGACGCAGAGCGCACCUUACAAAGAGAGCGUGAUGACUGGUUACGAUCCAAAGACAAAUUCAGUCAUGAUCUUUCUGGCCUGCGCGAAAGCCACAAUAACCUGUCCCAGCAACUUAGCAGAGCGGAAGCUAAAUCAAACGGCCUUGAAAACGACCUUCACAGAACUGGCUUAUCUCUACAAGAGAAAACUUUGCUCCUAGAAAGUUCUCAAAGGGACCUGAAGGAAGCGCAGAGCAGAAUAAAAGAUCUUGAUCAAUCGCUUCAGGUGGAAAAAGACCAGACCAACAAAAGCAGUAUAAAACAAGAGAUAAUGCAUGAAAGAUUGGCCCAGAUCACUAGCGAGAACAUGCAGCUCCAUCUACAGCUAGAAGAUGCACAGAAUAAAGGUGUUAUCAAAGAAAAAGUUGUCAGCGACGUACAAGACAGAUUUACAGAUAUGUAUAGCAAGCUGCGCGCCGAUGCUGAGAGACAAGUUCAGAUAGUUGAAGAGAGAAACAAGGACUUGAUCAAUAAGUCUAAUGAGCAGAGAGAACAAAUUUAUAAACUGGAGACUGAAAAAGUUGAGCGGGAGAGUUCUAUAAGGCAGCUACAGCAGGAGUUUGCUGAUGCUUUGAAGAAACUGUCAAUGUCUGAGGCAUCACUUGAAGUUAUAACACGUUAUCGCAAUGACCUAGAAGAAGAAAAACAGCACCUUCACAAAGAACUUGAGAAGUUUAGGACUAAGGUACAGGAUGUAGAGGAGCAGUUUCUUCAGUCAGAGCGGAGUAACCAUCAGUUGAAGAAUUUAUUAGAUGAUAAAGAGAGGGAAGUGAUUGCAGCAUUCCAAAAAGUGCAGGCACUUUCAUCUGCAGCAGCUGGCAGUGAGACGUCCAUCAAACAACUGGAAGAACACAUACAGAAGCUUGAAAUUGAAAAUGCCAAGAUUGAAGCAACUGCAAAACAGCAAUCUGUGCAAAUUGAGACACUUCAGAAAGAACUGCAGGAAUCCAUUACUAUUCGGAGUCGUCUAGAAGAUUUAGUAACUGGUUUACAAACAUCAAAAAUUGGAAUGGAAGAGAAGAUGAACCAGCAGGUACAAAAGCAAACUGUGCUGUCACAAAGUGCUCAAGACUCUCAGAAUCUGUGGGAAGAAGAGCUGAAGUCACGAUCACGAUUAGGCGUUCGCUUGGCAGAAUUUGAGCGAUCUAAUGCAGAUUUGGCUGGACAGGUUGAAAAUGAGAAAAAGAAAGUAAGGAAAUUGUUAGAUCAGAAGAAGUCUAUGGAGGAGCGCUUUGAUCAGGAAAUAAAAAGGAACAACAACUUACAGCAUGAAGUAUCUGGGUUUAAGAAACACUUAAAGACUACUAGGAAAAAGUUGAAGGAGUUUGAAAAUAGUGAAAAACAGCCAAUCCAUAUAAAGGAAGGGUCCUACAGAAGUAACCAUGAAAAAGACAAUGAAGUCCUCAAACUAAAGGAAAAGAUUGAAGAACUCUCCGCACAUUUGGAUAGAGAAUCCCGAAAAUACAUUCAGCUUGAAGCUUCAAAUCGUGACUUACAUGAACAGUUAUCUUCAAUGAAGACUUUGCACAGGAAUCAUGAGCGAUUAGAAAGAAGUAAGAGGCAACUGGAAGAAGAAGUCUCUGAGCUCAGAAGACACAUCAGCUCCAGCAAAAUGGAUCAAAGUUACAUGGAGCAGUAUAAAAGAGAAAUCGAUGAGAGGAGCAGGCAAGAAUUACGACAAAAGCUGGAAGAGGUCAAUAUAUUUCUACAGGCACAAGCUGCAUCAAAAGACAAACUAGAACAGUUGAGAGCUGAAAAUGACUCUACGCUCAAAAAUCAGCUGGAACAUAGAAUUCAAGAUUUAGAAUCUGAGCUAAACAAAGUAAAGAAUAUACAGGAGGAAAAUAUGAGCCAGAAAGACUCCACUCUAACGGAGCUGAAUAGAAUCAAAGACAUGUAUGCAGAAGAGCAGAAGACUAGAAAGUCAUUGGCCUCAAAACUGGAAAGGGCAAAUGAAAGGCUGGCAGAAGCCAAUGCCAAGCUACUUAAUGAACGGCAAAGGAGCAAAUCCUUAUUUGCAAGCAGUUUUUUGAAUGGAAGUCUAAAUGGAAACCCUCUUUUGGAUACAAGUCCCCUUGGAGGUCUUGGUAGUAGUCCAGCUCUAAGCCGAAGUCUGGGAAUCGGAGGGAGUUUUCUUAACCCAGUUGGGAGUAGUUUCACUAACGAAAUGGGAGCUUACUUUGUAAAGAUGCAGCAGGAGCUUGAAAAGAAUAUCACUAAAGAACUGGACCAAGCAAAUGCAGAGCUGGAUACAGGGUGCGCCAGAGUCUCCCCUGUGGGUUCAACAGCUGGCUCCAUGAGAAACCUAAGCAAUGACCAGGACCUUGUUUCCCAAGCAAGACAGCAGUAUCUGGAGGUCUUAAAUAAAAAUUACAAGAUUUAAACACUGCUAGAAUAUAUUAAACUUGAAAUUGUUUACAGUUAAAUUGUAUCUAAUUCCUAAUGUGAAAAAGCUUUAUGCUGUCUUAGCUAGUUAUCUGGUUUGCAAAGAUGCACAUUGCACUUGCACUCAAAAUACUUGGGGACUUAAAAGAGCUUUGAUGAAGUGUUUUUUUUAUUUAUGUAUUUAUUGUGUUUUAAUGUACUCCUUCCAUUGAUCCACUACUACUGACUAAGUGUCUACUCAUACUAGUGUUUCACAAUGCGGUUGAUGU
Messenger RNA from Nanorana parkeri, 7953 nucleotides. Its product is annotated as ankyrin repeat domain-containing protein 26-like. The record is from RefSeq and is a predicted model, not a curated record. Lineage: Eukaryota; Metazoa; Chordata; Amphibia; Anura; Dicroglossidae. The transcript has 42 exons. Gene Ontology annotation, molecular function: protein binding. Bases 150 to 7682 code for a protein of 2510 amino acids.